GUUGGGAAUUGUUCCACAGUCUUCAAUGGACAAGCAUGCGGUGUGGCCCUACGCUGCUCAAAGUAGGAACUUCACCUUGUAAAGCAGAAGGGUGGUUUUUUUCCCCUUCUUCUUUUGUGGUUUUACACAGCAGAAGAGUGUCAGCCUCACUUACAGAUGAAGUGAGACGUCAGGCGUGGAGGCGUGAGUGUGGCCGUCAUUCUGGCCCCGCCUCCCUUAUCCCUUUCAUUUGACGCUCAUUACUUGAAAGAAUCUUCUCGACUCUUUCCAUGUGUUGGCAAACAGUUCUGUAGAAUCCAGCUGCUGGGAACCAGCCAGCAGCAUGCAGUGACAUUGCAUCAUCGGGCCCUGGGGCCAGAGAUAUCAGCUGGAGAGCUGAGAGGAGCCUGCUCACAUCACCGACAUGAGAGGCACCAACAUCAGGGAGGGAGCACCCAAGACCCUGCUGGCCAGGGCACUUUAUGACAACCAUCCCGAUUGCUCCGACGAGCUGGCUUUCUCCAGAGGGGACAUCCUGACGAUCGUGGAGCAAAAUGUGCCAGAGAGUGAGGGCUGGUGGAAGUGUCUGCUCCAUGGGAGGCAAGGCCUGGCUCCAGCCAACCGCCUCCAAGUCCUCAAGGAGACCCCUGCAGACAGAUCCUGUCCCCUGCUCCCGAGAGGCCUGGACACAGAUCUCACCAGCUCAGAGGCUCUGUAUCAGGUGCCCAGCUUGUUCUGCCCACCACCACCACCAGGGCCUGUGUAUGAGCCGAUGAAGAGCUGGGUGGAGGGACCGCCGCCGCCGCCGCCAGCUACUGCCCAAGUCUACGAAUUUCCUGACUCACCGUCCAGUGCAAGGAUCGUCUGUGAAAAGACUCUGAGCUUCCCCAAACAGACCCUCUUCGUGCUUCCCAGACCUACGAGGGCCUCGUUGCCGACUCUGCCUUCCCAGGUGUACGACGUUCCUGUCCGGAGCCGGGUCUCCUCGACCCUGAAGAAUCCAGAGAGACAGCCAUCCUACGACAUACCCACCAGCUCCAAGAAGGCGGCACUCCACUCCUCCCCCAGCCAGGCAAGUGGACAGAGUGCUGUGCUGACGCCGACAACUGCCUUCAGACAAGGUGGUGGCUACAACACGUUAGCCAGCCCUCCCCAAUCAGAAUGGAUGGCUGGGGGCUGGGCCAGCCCUCCCAAAUCAGAAUGGAUGGCUGGCACUCCGGUGUUGCUGGCAAAGGCUGACGUCACAAGUGUAUCCCUGAGCAGCUUCCCCAGAGAAGCAGGGUCCAGUGCCAUUCCAGGCUCCACCUCCGCCGUGCACACCGGAGCUGUGACCCUCUCCCCACAGCCGGGGAGCACAGCGCAAAAGCAAAACAGCCUUCCAGAAGAGCCUUCCUACGAUGUCCCGGCACCCAGGGACUCACUUCCUUCUGAUGCAGGCAGCAGCUACAGGGUCCCUUCCAGGUUUCUCGUUCCCAGAGUGGAGCAGCAGAACACCAAGCCCAACAUUUAUGACUCCCCUAAAGCCAUGCGGGGUCUGUCUCAGGCUGGGAAGGAGCUGGAGAAAAUCAAAGAGCUUCCAGAGAAUAUCCCCUGGAUCUCCAGACAGCUAAAUUCUCUGUCUCCUGACUCAGACCAAUUAUCUGUUGCCAGCUCCGACAGCAGAGCUAGCGUGGUGUCUUCAUGCUCCUCCAUAUCCAUGGACUCCUCCCCCGGCUCCUCCUCUGAGGACUCGGCAAAGGAGCUGUGGAUGGACAUGGACUUUGCCAAAGAGACAGCGAUGGCCCUGCAGCACAAAGUAGCCAGCUCUGCAGCAGGCCUGCUACUCUUCGUAAGCAGGACUUGGAGGUUCAGAGACUCCUUGGAGACCAACAUCCACAUGAUCCGUAGGGCCGCUGACCACAUUGAAGAGUCCCUAAGAGAGUUUCUGGAUUUCGCCCAAGGGGUCGGUGGGACUGCCGGCAGCCUCACAGACAGCCAGCUUCAGGCUAGGAUUAGAGACCAGAUCCAAAUAAUCUCCCGCUCCUAUCAGACGCUGCUGGAUGCCAAGGGGAGCCUGGACCGCUGCAAUUGGUCCCUUGAAGUUCUCGUGACUGAUAAAGUCCAAAACAGCCUAGAUGACCUGGAGAGGUUUGUCAUGGUGGCACGGAUGGUUCCAGAAGAUGUCAAGAGAUUUUCCUCCAUUGUCAUUGCCAAUGGGAGGCUCCUUUUUAAACAGAACUGUGAGAAAGGAGAGACAGAGCUGAAGUGUGAAAAAUGCAUCCAGCCUCCCCAACGGGAAACUGAGCCAUACCAAAGGAUCAGUCCCUUCAAUAAACAACUGGCGGAUGAACACUGCCUUGAGCUAGUGGAGAAAAACAGAGUGAAUGCCUGUGGACAGAGCCCGCCGAGCUCUCUUACCUCUGCACCUCCCAAUCGGCAGGACACAGAGAGAAAGAUCCACCUGUCCGAGCACAGCAGGCUCUAUUUUGGAGCACUCUUCAAAGCCAUCGGUGUCUUUACCAGCAGCCUCAGCAACAGCCAGCCCCCUGAGGUCUUUAUCACUCAGAGCAAGCUGGUCAUCACAGUCGGGCAGAAGCUGGUGGACACGCUGUGCAAGGAGACCCAGGAGAAGGAUGAACGCAAUGAGAUCCUGCGUGGCAGCAGUCACCUGUGUGGACUGCUCAAGGACCUGGCGCUGGCCACCAAGAAUGCAGUGAUCAAGUACCCAAGCCCCAGCGCCCUGGGCUGCCUCCAGACAAAGGCGGAAAGGCUAGAACAUCACACUCGGAAAUUCAGAGACACACUGGAAUGAAGCCUUUCCUAACUCCUCCUGUAGAGGUCAACUCCUGGCUAGCUCCUCACCCACAACUGGUGCCACUCUGCCCUGUGGAAGAGCCAGCCAGAUAGGCUGAAACAGCCACAGCCCUUGGAGCUGGUUUUAGUAAGUGGCUAAGCAUCGGAAGGACACUGGCUGACCACAAAGAGGUCAAGAAAGAGAGGCAGGUGACAGGUCAGGACCUUGUGAUGUUGAACUCACUGUGCCACAGCACCAACAGUGGGAGUGGCACUGUAGAAGCCAUGUUUUGUGUCAAUCAAAUGUAUGUGUGUGGUUUACAGUCACUCUGCACGUAUUUAUUGGGCAAUACCUAAGGUAAAGGGGCUGAAGUGACCUUGGGGUAUCAGAGGCUCUGCUGUCAGUCAGUCUGACUGGGAAGACAGACAAAGGGACAAAGAAACGUCUGCAGUCCACCCACUGCUAAUGAGAAAAGAAAGCUGGGGAACAGGAGAACGGAACUGAUUUUCAGAGGAUCAAUUUCUGUUACAUUCAUUAGAAAAUGUGGUGACGUGCAUGGAUUGGUGGUGCCGUCUUUAAGUCCGGCACUCAGGAGGCAGAAGCAAGGCAGACCUUAAUGAAGCCAGACCGGUCUGUAGUGAGUUCCAAGACAAAGAGGGCUAUAUAGUGAGAACUUGUUUUUUAUUUUUAAAAAAUGCCCCCCCAAAAGUAAUGAUAGUUUGCCUUUUUUAUCAGUUAGUUUUGGAUUAAUACUGUGAGAUGUAUACAUAGUGUGUGCGUGUGUGCGUGUGCGUGUGCGUGUGCGUGUGCGUGUGUGUGUGUGUGUGUGUGUGUGUGUGUGUGUGUUGCUAGAGACAGAAUCCAGGGUUUCACACAUGCUAAGCAUGUACUCUGGCACUAAGAUUGACCCUCUAGCCCCCGAAAAUGUGUUUGGCUAUGUUACCUUGCCCCGAAGGUGAUUGUUACAUGUUCUGUUGGGUUCUCUGCUAACUUAUUUUGUGUGUUACAAAUCCUGUAUCAGUCAGUUCCACUGCUCAGUCAGACUAGGUUUAUACUUCACUGGCCUCAAAUCUGUUAUAUUAUUUAUCUAUAAUCAUGGGUUUAAACACAUCUGUAAGGUCCUGAGAGAUGGCUCAGGAGGUAAAGGUACCUACCAACAAUCUCGAUUACCUGAGGUCUAUCCCAGGGACCCAUGUGGUGGAAGGAGAGAACUAACUCAUGAUAAUUGUCUUUGAACAUCCACACACACACAAACCUAAACUGUAAUUUAAGAAAUUAAAACAUGUAAGCACACUGGCAGCAGUCCUUUCUUUGGAAGAGUCUCUGAGCCAGGUCACCCAAGUCUCUGAGCCAGGUCAUGCCAAAGCGAAGCAGGUGUUGGAAACGUCUCCUCUUUGAAUGCAUCCACAGGGAUGUGUGCAAGUUUCUAUAUGUCAGUCUGGACUGGAAAGCAAAACCGUCAUUUGUGUGUCCCUGGGGGGUGGGCAGGAAGAUGUGGCCUGAGAUGACACCCACACUGUUCACAGCUAUGGAAGUGUUGCCCCCCUCAUGCUAACCACCACUUCCUUCUUUCUCUUCGAAGCUCAGCCUUUCAACUCAUGUUACCAUGGUGACCUUAGCCUUCUCUCCAUGAAACUCAUGUCACUAUGGUUACCUUAUCCUUCACUCCAUGGGAAGGUCCCCGUCUCUCAUGUCACAUGACACCUUCACAAAGCAUCUCCAGGCUGCGUCUCCUGCAGUGGUGCCAAGGACAACUUCUGUCUUCUCUGCAUGUGGUGGGCACUUUUAAUAGUGACUGCAGGGACUGCAGAGAUGGCCCGGUGGUUAAGAGCACUGGCUGCUCUCACAGAAGACCCUGGUUUGGUUCCCAGCACCCACGCGGUGGCUCACAACCCUCUGUAACUCUAGUUCCAAGGGAUUUGACAACCUCUUCUGUCCUCCUCAGGAAGCAAGCAUGAAAGUGGUGUAAUACAUAUAUGCAUAUGCAUGUACAUACAAACAUACAUCAUACAUAUUCUUACAUGCAAACACUCAUAUACAUAGAAUAAAAAGUAAUCCCUUUUAGAAUGUAGCCAGAGGACCUGAGU
This is a messenger RNA of Peromyscus maniculatus bairdii (prairie deer mouse), 4839 nucleotides long. It is a transcript of the gene Cass4, whose product is annotated as Cas scaffold protein family member 4. NCBI's taxonomy places the organism in Eukaryota, Metazoa, Chordata, Mammalia, Rodentia, Cricetidae. Gene Ontology annotation, molecular function: protein binding. The record is from RefSeq and is a predicted model, not a curated record. Gene Ontology annotation, biological process: cell migration; cell surface receptor protein tyrosine kinase signaling pathway. Gene Ontology annotation, cellular component: plasma membrane; cytoplasm.